Molecule: messenger RNA, 1577 nt
Organism: Triticum dicoccoides
Lineage: Eukaryota; Viridiplantae; Streptophyta; Magnoliopsida; Poales; Poaceae
Product: F-box/kelch-repeat protein At5g15710-like
Exons: 1
Coding region: 1-1224 (407 amino acids)
Molecular function (GO): protein binding
Source: RefSeq, a predicted model, not a curated record
AUGGACGUCAACAUGCGCGAGCUGGCGGCGCGGCUGACCGCGGCGGCGUCGGCGGGGGCGCGCGCGGCGGCGGCGGCCGCCCGCCCCACCAGGCCGCGGGGGCUCGACGAGGAGACCUGCUCCGCGACGCCCGCGCCCUCGGCCGCCGCGGCCCCGCCCGCCGACGUGCCCAUGGACGCCGACGUCUGGGCGGCGCUCCCGGACGACCUGCUCCUCGAGGUGCUGGCCCGGGUCCCGCCCUUCCUCCUCCCGCGCCUCCGCGCCGUCUCCCGCCGCUGGGCCGCCGCGGUCCCGCGCGACCCGGCCUUCCUCGCCGCGCACGCCGCCGCGCCCUCCCACGGGCCCUGCGUGCUCGCCUUCGCCCGGGGCUCCGCCCCCGCCCACUGCGCCGCGCUCAGCCUGCCCCUCCGCGCGCGCUACCGGCUGCCCCUCGCCUUCCUCCCCGCCUGGGACCUCUGGCUCGUCGGCUCCUCGGGCGGCCUCGUCUGCUUCUCCGGCUUCGACGCCUCCUCCGUCUUCCGCACCCUCGUCUGCAACCCGCUCACGCAGGCCUGGCGGGUGCUCCCGGAGAUGCAUCACAACCAGCAGCGCCAGCUCGUGCUCGCCGUCGAGCGGAAGCUCGGCUCCUUCAAGGUCAUCGCCACCAGCGAUGUCUACGGGGAGACGCUCCCCACCGAGGUCUACGACUCCAAGGCGGACAGAUGGUCAGUGCACCAGAUGAUGCCCGCCGAGAACCUCUGCUCCUCCAAGAUGGCCUUCUGCGACUCCCGGCUGUACCUGGAGACGCUCUCGCCGCUCGGGCUGAUGAUGUACAGAGUGGAUGCGGGCAAAUGGGAGCAUAUACCAGCGAAAUUCCCACGGUCACUGCUCGAUGGGUAUCUCGUCGCCGGAGCUCGCAAAAGGCUCUUCUUAGUGGGGAGGAUCGGGCUUUACAGCACGCUGCAGAGUAUGAGGAUCUGGGAGCUGGAUCAUGGCAGGACUGUCUGGGUGGAAAUAAGCAGGAUGCCGCCCAAGUACUUCAGGGCUCUGUUAAGGUUGUCUGCCGAGAGAUUCGAGUGCUUUGGGCAGGACAACCUCAUCUGUUUCACCUCGUGGAACCAGGGCAGAGGUCUCCUAUACGAUGUCGACAAGAAAGCUUGGUCGUGGAUUGCUGGCUGCGCAAGCCAAUUGUGCAAUACCCAGUUCUGCUUCUACGAGCCAAGAUUUGACACAUCGAUCUAUUGAUGGUUGAGCUGCAUUGCGAAGAUUUCAGCUCAGAUGCUUUUAGGUUUGGAGUUCGGCAUCCAGAUGCCUGUUUGAUGUUCUAUUGGAUCAUUCCUGUUAGCUGUAUCAAUUGUCAAGUGCUAGGUGAAUAGUGUCUUCUUUGAGCCAAUAAUUUAGAACAUUUCUAGUACUUGACUUGAGCCACCAAUUUUCUCAAGUCAUGCCAUCAGAGAUCCUUCACUACUUCAGCAGUUAGAAGUAUCGUUACAAAUACAACUGGAGGUCUGCCUGUUCCCAUUCCCAUUUUUUAGCAAACAGUGACUUGUAAGUGGUUCCAUUUCCAUAUCUGAAAUGAAAAGGAUCUUGUGCUGUUU